AAAACAAAAAUUUGUUUCGGCUUCAAAUCGAACGAACAAAACGAACGAAAUGUUAAAGUGUAAAAUGAGAUUGAUAUUGAGUUUUUGUUUCGCGCUUUCGACAGCGGCUAUUAUUCCUGGUGACUUUGUUGACCGGGUCAACGUCGUUGAUAACGAUGCCUACGAAGUUAAGUGGUUAAAUGAGAAGAAUUUCGAAUAUUAUAGUUCAUUUCUGAGUGAUGAAAAUGAAUCUCAGUUAGUAAAUGAUGGUAGAGAAAAGUCAGAUAACCAGCGAGGUGACAUCGCAGCAGAUCUUGAUGAAAAUGUCAACGAUAUUAAUAGAGAUACCACUCUCGAUUCACAGGAGACUUGUAUUGAAGAUGGCACCGAUCCUGGAGAAGAUACUACACCUGAAGGUCUUAGUACAUCGGUUACCAUCAAUAAUGAAACAUCCCAGAGUGAGAACAAUUCAAAUAACGUAACUGAAUCCGACAUGAAGCAAAUUGAAAAUGGAACAGUAAACAUACAAGCGUCAGAGAUCACUCAAUCGCAGGAUUCGGAAAAAGAUAUCACCUUAGAUGAACAAACAGAGGGACAAAAUAACCCCAUUGUAAAUGACAACAAUUCAGUUAUAUCUACUGAUAUGAAUAACGAAACUCCAGCUCAGCAACAAGAACAAGUCAAUGAAGAGGUUAUGUCAAAUAAUGCUCAACAAAAUACAGAUAUUGGGACAACAGCUGCACAAAAUACCGAUAAUGGAGAAAAUGGAGGUCAGCCAUUAAACAACGAGAAAGUAAUUGAAGAAAACAAUCAGAAGCAUGAAGCAGAUAUUGAACAAAAUGAAGGUUCUGAAAGAACUGAACUUAUUAAUGGAGAUCCUGUAUCUGAUGUUGGGACUACAGCUGUACAAAAUACCGAUAAUGGAGAAAAUGGAGGUCAGCCAGUAAACAACGAGAAAGUAAUUGAAGAAAGCAAUCAAAAGAAUGAAGCAGAUAUUGAACAAAAUAAAGGUUCUGAAAGAACUGAACUUGUUAAUGGAGAUCCUGUAUCUGAUAAUGCUCAAGAAAAUAGUGAAACAUCUAACUCUAAUAACAAUCCUGAAAUAUUAACAGAGGAGGAAAAUAGUAGGCAGGAUGAUAGCGGUUCAGUAAAUCAACAGACUGAGGCUAACAAUGAUCGGGAAAAUUCAGACAACCAGUCUCCGGAUACAAAAAAUGUAGCGGAAGAAGCAUCACAAAAACAAAAUGAAAAUGAAUAUAAUGAGGCGGAAGUCCAAGAAAAUGAAAAUAACAACGAAGUAGGUGACUCCAUCGCUGUUGAUAACGAAACUCCAGCUCAGCAACAGGAACAAGUCAAUGAAGAGGUUAUAUCUGAUAUUGCUCAAGGAAAUAAUGCUCAACAAAAUACAGACAUUGGGACUACAGCUGCUCAAAAUACCAAUAAUGAAGAAAAUAGAAGUCAACCAGUGAACAACGAAAAAGGAAUUGAAGAAAGCAAUAAACAGAAUGGAGCAGAUAUUGAACAAAAUGAAGGUUCUGAAAAUACUGAUCUUGUUAAUAUGGAAACUGUAUCUGAUAAUGUUCAAGAAAACAGUGAAACAUUCAAUAACUCUAAUAACAAUUCUGGACAAGAUGAUAGCGGUUCAGUAAAUCAACAAACUGUGGCUAACAAUGAUCAGGAAAAUGCAGAUAACAAUCCAGAAAACCAGUCUCCGGAUACAGAAAAUAUAGCGGGAGAAGGUUCUCAAAAACAAAAUGAAAAUAAAUAUGAUGGGGAGGAUGUUCAAGGAAACAAAAAUAACAAUGAAGCAGGUGAGUCCAUCGCUGUAGAUAACGAAACUCCAGCUCAGCAAGAAGAACUAGUAAAUGAAGAGGUUGUGUCUGAUAUUGCUCAAGAAAAUAGUGCUCAUCAAAAUACAGAUAUUGGGACUACAGCUGCUCAAAAUACCGAUAAUGGAGGAAAUGGAGAUCAGCCAGUGAACAACGAAAAAGGAAUUGAAGAAAGCAAUCAAAAGAAUGAAGCAGAUAUUGAACAAAAUGAAGGUUCUCAAAAUACUGAUCUUGUUGAUGGAGAAACUGUAUCUGAUAAUGCUCAAGAAAACAGUGAAACAUCUGAUGACUCCAAUAACAAUUCUGAAAUAUUACCAGAGUCGGAAAAUACUGGACAAGAUGAUAGCGGUUCAGUAAAUCAACAAACUGUGGCUAACAAUGACCAGGAAAAUGCAGAUAACAAUCCAGAAAACCAUUCUAGUGAUACAGAAAAUGUAGCGGGAGGAGCAUCACAGGAACAAAAUGAAAAUGAAUAUAAUUGGGAGGAAGUUCAAGAAAACAAUAACAACAAUGAAGCACGUGAGCCCAUCGCUGUAGAUAACCCGCCUCAAUUGGACGACAAAAUUGAAACUGACGAGGAAACCGGUCAGUCUGGCGUAAUUUCAGCCGAUGAUGAAGAAUCUCAAAAGGAGUCAGGAAAUGAACAAAUUGUUGAUGUUGUAAUUGAUGAAUCAGGAAAAGAUGCUGUAUAUGAUUCUGUCAAUGAAGACACUGCCCAAAAUUCAGUGCAAGAAGAUGAACCGAAUCAGCAGUCAGCAGACAAAAAAAUAAAUCAGCAGGAAUCUGAAGAUGAACCAGAAGAAAAUAGUAAUGAGUCGGUGAUUGAACAGACCAGUGCUGAUGAAAGUCGAAAUGAUGAUAAUAAUGUAGACAAAUCUGAAAAUGGUUUGGACAACCAAGUUUCUGAAAUUGAAAAUUCUGCAAUGGAAAAAACGAAAGACGAUAACACUAGUGGAGACCAAUCUAUUGAUCAGCAGCCUCAACAAACACAAAAUACUGAUAAUACUACGGAAGACAAAAAAAAUGAAGCUGAACUAGAUUCCGUGGAAGAUGAGGACGGUGACAAUGCUCACACAGGAGAAAAAGAAGAUGAAGUUAGUAACCAGAAGGAUGGAAGUGGGGAAAAAGAAAGAAAUGAAGACACAAAAAAAGAAAAUGAAGAACAGGACGACAGUGACAAUGAUGACGUUGAAAGUGAAGAACAGGAUAAAAAGAACGGAAAUGAGAUAAGGGAAGAAGAAGAACGGCCAGAUACAUCGCGAAAAGAAAACCAAAUUUCUGAAGAUAACAAUUCAGCAUCUGGAGAAAUAGAUAAUAACACUAAUGGAGACCAAUCUAGUAAUCAUCAACCCCAGGAAACACAAAAUACCGAUAAUACUAAGGGAGACAAUGGGAAUGAAGCUGAACGAGAUUCUUCACAGGAUAGGGACGGUGAUAAUAAUAGCAAUUUCCCUGAAGAAGAUGAAGAUGAAGUCAGAAACCAAGAAGACGAAAGUCGAGAAAAAGAAAGAGAUGAAAAUUCCAACGAAGAAAAUGAAAAACAAGAUGAGAAAAGUGACAGUGAUGGAAGUGAAGAACACGAUGGAAAGAACGAAAAGGAGAUGAAAAAAGAAAAGAAACGACAGGAUAAAUUACGAAAAGAAGAAGAAAAGAGAAAAAAAGCAGAAGAAAAAUGGCAAGAAAAGCGAAAAAAUGCAGAAGAGGAAUGGCAAGAAGAGCAAAAAGAUGCAGAAGAGAAAUGGCAAGAAAAAUUGAAAAAGCUUGAAGAGAAGACGAAAAAAAAAGAGAAGGAACUUCAGAAAAAACUGCAGAAACAAGAAGAAAAGAGAAGAAAGGAUGCAGAAAAACAACUGGAGGAAGAAGAGAAAUUGAAAAGGGAGAAUCAUAAUGACAAGAGAAAUAUUAUUAGAAAGAAAAUUGAAAUAAGACAGAAACAACUGGGAAUAUUAGCGGCAUCUGGAAAAUAUUCGUGGUAUUUCUGUGACCCCCAACUUUGCAGAUUACAAUGUGUUGACAAAGGUAACCACGCAGGAUAUUGCUACCCCAAAAGAACAUGUAAUUGUGUCUAAAGUGAAAAGUGAAAUUCAUUUUAGUGGAUUUUUAUAAAAAUAUAAUCACGUGAAUAUUUAUUAUAAUUUCAGAGGUAACAGAAAGAAUACAUAAUAAAAUUAUCAAAUACAAAA
This is a messenger RNA of Leptinotarsa decemlineata (Colorado potato beetle), 3991 nucleotides long. RefSeq lists its product as uncharacterized. The record is from RefSeq and is a predicted model, not a curated record. NCBI's taxonomy places the organism in Eukaryota, Metazoa, Arthropoda, Insecta, Coleoptera, Chrysomelidae.